AUGUUCGUCUCGGAUCUGCUCAAUUACAUGCGCGACAACUAUUGUGUGGACAAUUUCAGGAUUUACGCCACAGGAAAGUCGAGCGGUGGAGGAUUGGUCGACGAGCUUGCCUGCUCUCCUGGCCAUGGCGGAGAUUUCACCGCUUUCGCCAUGGGUGCUGCGGUGAUAUACACUGAAGCUGAUGGCUCAGGCUGUACACCAGCCCGCUCGCCCAUGCCCAUCCUCGAGCUACACGGUACCAAUGAUAGCACGGCCAACUAUAACGGCGAUACCUCGCACGGGGCACCACUUCCCAGCAUCCGCAGUGUGUUCAGAACUUGGGCGACUCGCAAUGGAUAUGGUCCCUCCCCGGUCCCCGUAAUCGAUCAGCUGCAGAGCAACAAGGCCUAUUACACACAAUACGACUGCGGAGCGAAAGUCAGCGUGGUAGUGGGAUACAACGUGACAGGUCAAGGCCACGACUGGAUCAGCACUCAAUACAAAGCUGACAACCAAGGAGAGCACUGCGCCAAUUGA
Molecule: messenger RNA, 516 nt
Organism: Cladophialophora psammophila CBS 110553
Lineage: Eukaryota; Fungi; Ascomycota; Eurotiomycetes; Chaetothyriales; Herpotrichiellaceae
Exons: 1
Coding region: 1-516 (171 amino acids)
Molecular function (GO): feruloyl esterase activity
Source: RefSeq, a predicted model, not a curated record